CAAACAUCGAAGAAUCAAACCUUCAUCACGUCAUUCUCUACAGCUCUAGUCUACUAUCACCAUCUUCCACGGCCUGUGACAGCAAAGUGACGAUGAAACACGAAGCUCUCUUCUCUCUUCUCUGGACCACCCUCUCGGCCGCCCUCACUUUGGCAGCUCCUUCCCACUUUGGUCUCAAGACCGGCAACAUUGCUCUCGCGGAAAGAACCACCACGAAAUUGGACGCUCGCAAAGCCGCAGACGACUCCAACUGCGUGGCAUGGACCGACGGCCACGGAGAUCUGAAAUGCAACGAAUUCUCCAUCAUCCUCGGCCACCCCAACCUCGCCGACAUCAUCACCAAGAACUACCUCUUCAUCUACAUGCUCAACGUAACCAACGAGUUCAUCUACACCUCGCCCACCAACCCAUUCGUCAACGCAACCAACAUCCUGGAGAUCAAGUCCGCGCUGAACUGCAACGGCGAUCAGUGGAAGUCCGUCCCUUCGGUGCUGCCUUGGACGAUCGAUCUCCAUGGGGGUAACGCGUGCAAUGAGAACGCGUAUAAUGGGCCGUAUGAUAAUACGUGGAUUAAUUACUCGGGUCAGCAUUUGAAUGUGCCGGCUGAUGGGAGGUGUAGGUGGAUGAAGAGGGUGGGGUUUAGGUGUGUUGUUGAUAGGGAGGGUUGA
Messenger RNA from Neurospora tetraspora, 668 nucleotides. RefSeq lists its product as uncharacterized. Bases 93 to 668 code for a protein of 191 amino acids. The record is from RefSeq and is a predicted model, not a curated record. NCBI's taxonomy places the organism in Eukaryota, Fungi, Ascomycota, Sordariomycetes, Sordariales, Sordariaceae. The transcript is spliced from 2 exons.